Messenger RNA from Oppia nitens, 4039 nucleotides. It is a transcript of the gene Synj, whose product is annotated as synaptojanin-1-like. Gene Ontology annotation, molecular function: phosphatidylinositol-4,5-bisphosphate 5-phosphatase activity. The transcript is spliced from 8 exons. Gene Ontology annotation, biological process: synaptic vesicle endocytosis; phosphatidylinositol dephosphorylation. The coding region runs from base 187 to 3930 and encodes 1247 amino acids. NCBI's taxonomy places the organism in Eukaryota, Metazoa, Arthropoda, Arachnida, Sarcoptiformes, Oppiidae. The record is from RefSeq and is a predicted model, not a curated record.
UUGAUAUAUAGUGUAGAAGUAGUGCUAAAUGUUUACAAUCAUUAAAAUCAAAUCAAAUGAAAUGAUGUUUUCAUUGAUUAUAUUAAAUGAUAAUUAAUUGUCACAAAUAUGUGUCAUAUAUUAUAUGUGUGACUAAUAGUCACCAAAAUAUCAUUAAUGGUGUUGUAUUGCCAUUGAUUGUGACCAAUGGUUUUGAGUAAAUCCUUCCGCGUUUACCAUAAGUUGGACACAAACGGUGUCUAUAGUAUACUAUUGGAUCAAAAGACAUAUAAAUGUGAAUCAUUACUGUUUGAAGCCGAAGCCGUGGCCACUAUAAGUCCAUCAGAGGCCGAUUCCGUGCGUCACUUGUAUUCAACAGUUUUGGACGCUUAUGGAUGUCUCGGUGUUCUUCAGCUAUCAAUUGGUGAUACAAAUAUCUUAUACUUGAUUUUGGUGUCUGGAUGUGUAUCAGUCGGCAAAUUACAUACAUCAGAGAUAUUUCGCAUAACAGACACUAUAUUCAUAUCUCUUCGUAAUAAUGGCAGUGAUUUGGAGCGAAUUCAAGAAGUCCGUCGUAUUCUGAAUUCGGGAACAUUUUAUUUCUCAGUUACUUUGGCCGCCGAUUCAGAUGAACCUCCAUAUGAUUUGACACUUUGUGCCCAAAGAUCUAACCGCACACACGAAACGGACAAUAGAUUUUUCUGGAAUCGGAUGCUAUAUUUACAUCCAUUAAGAUAUGGUGUCAAUACAAACAAAUGGUUUAUCAAAGCCAUGUGCGGCGGACUCUGCAUUAGUACCGUAUAUGUCGGGCACUUGCAGGCAAAGGCAUGUCUUAUAUCGCGUCUGAGUUGUGAACGAGUUGGCACACGUUUUAAUGUUAGAGGUACUAAUGAUAGCGGACAUGUGGCCAACUUUGUUGAAACGGAACAGUUUAUUGUAUUGGAUGAUAAAAUUACAUCAUAUAUAAUGACCAGGGGAUCAAUUCCGUUAUUUUGGGAACAAACAGGAAUGCAGGUUGGCGCACAUAAAGUGCGAAUGUCGCGGGGAAGUGAAGUGUCUCAACCUGCUUAUGACCGUCAUUUAGCAUCUAUUAAGCACAGGUAUGGCAACCAAGUGCUUAUAAACUUGAUUAGCAAUAAAGAAGGCGAAGCACUCAUUGGAAAGAUGUUUAAAGCGCAUCACAAAAGCUCUCGUUUUAGUAAAGAUGUUCCGUAUAUUGCAUUUGAUUACCACCACUAUUGCAGUCAUGGAAAGACUGAUAACAUUAAAAUACUUAGGGAUCAGAUAAUUAAAUAUUUGAAAGAUUUUAGUUUUUUUUAUAAAGAAAAAGGAGUGGUUCAAAGUCAACAAUCGGGAACUUUUAGAGUCAAUUGUAUUGAUUGUCUCGACAGAACUAAUCGCGUUCAGACUUGUAUUGGACUCGAAAUAUUAGGCCAACAAUUGGAAGCAUUGGGUUUGACUGAAAAGGCAAACAUUGUUUCACGAUUUGAUGAAGUUUUUAAAAACAUGUGGAUUCAAAAUGGUGAUCAAGUAAGUAAAAUAUACGCCGGAACAGGUGCUCUGGAAGGCAAAUCUAAGCUAAAAGAUGGAACUUUAUCUGUUGCCCGAACCAUUCAAAAUAAUUUGUUGGAUAACAGCAAACAGGAAGCAAUUGAUAUACUUUUAACAGGAAAACCGUUAAAUAAUGAAUACUCUGACAGAGCCCGGUCUCUAUUGGCCACUCAUUAUUUACAUUUGCCAUCAAAUAUAUUGAUAGCGAUGUGUAACAAAUAUUUGGAGUUUACGGAACCGAUAUCUAUUAAGGUGUCGGUCGGCACUUGGAAUGUAAACGGAGGCAAACAUUUUAAUAGUAUUAUUUUUAGAAGAUCUGAUCCAUUAUCUGAUUGGUUACUCGAUAAUAAAAAGAAGAAUAAUUAUCAAAAUGUUAUGGAUAUGUCAUUAAAUUUGUCUUUUAAUACAAUAGAAGACAACGAAUUUUCUGCUUCUGAUAUAUUUGCUAUUGGUUUUCAAGAAAUUGUUGACUUGAAUGCUAGUAAUAUAAUGGCUGCCAGUACUACAAACCAAAGAGAAUGGUUAGUUGAACUCCAGAAGACUAUAUCAAGAGAUGAACCGUAUGUUUUGAUAACAUCCGUUCAAUUAGUCGGUGUUUGUCUUUUUCUUUUCGCUCGUCCUAAAUAUGCUUCUAAUAUAAGAGAUGUAGCCAUAGAUCAAGUGAAGACAGGUUUAGGAGGCGCCGCUGGCAAUAAGGGUGGAGUUGCUAUACGUUUAUUGUUUUACAAUACUUCGCUUUGUUUUGUUUGUUCCCAUUUUGCCGCCGGACAAAACCAAUUUGUUGAAAGAAAUGCUGAUUAUUCAGAGAUCACCAGAAAGGCAUCGUUUCCAAUGGGAAGGUCUCUUAACUCACACGACUAUGUUUUCUGGUGCGGAGACUUUAAUUACAGAAUUGAUUUGUCCAAUGAAGAAGUUAAACGUUUGGUUCAGGACCGGCAGUGGUCUAAUCUUUUAGUCUCAGAUCAACUCAAAUGUCAACAAAAUGAUGGAAAAGUAUUUAGAAAUUAUAUCGAAGGAGAGAUUGGUUUUGCUCCGACUUACAAAUAUGACAUUAAUAGUGAUGAUUAUGACACGAGUGAGAAGUGUCGGGUUCCUGCCUAUACCGACCGUAUUUUGUUUAAGAAAAGAUUCCCAACCGGUUCUGAUGAAGACAUCGGUUCAUUAAAUUACGGUAAGAUUCUGCACUAUGGAAGAGCUGAACUCAAAACAUCAGAUCAUAGACCAGUUAUCGCAGAAUUUUUAUCUGAUAUUCUUGUUGUUGACGAAAAUAAAAGAUCACAAGUAUUUCGAAACGUAUUGGAACAGUUGGGUCCAUUGGAUGCCACUGUAGUGGUCACUCCCAAUGAUUUUGAAGACGAUGAUUCAGCCAAUUAUUUUGAUGAUGUGUUUGUCACUAAUAUAUUGAAGAGAUUGGCCAAUGAGGCCGGAGAAAUCAUUUUAGCCCGUUUUAGUGAAGAUAACCUUAGAGUGACAUUCCGUGAGGGACAGUGUGCUCUCAAAGCAGCUAAAUUGGGAUCUAUUUCUAUAUUUAAUAAAACCUUUGGUGUGGAACUGAAAACCAAGAAUUGGAUCGAUGCUGUUGAGGAAGAACUUAAACUUGGAAUUAAUAAUACCAUUCCAUUAAUUGAUAAGAUGUCAGAUAUCAAUGAUUUCCAAGAUAAUGACCAUUCAUUAGGACCAACAUUUGAUGCGUCGAAUUUCAUUCUUGAAGACGAUGGAGACAUGGGCUCAGUUUCUUCUGGAAAUAGUUCUCCAAUUCCUCCAAUUGAGUCCAAUGAAUUUAAUGAUAAACCCCCUCCACUACCUGGCCGAUCAACACCCACUGCUCCACCUCCAGCUCGACCACCACCUCCUAAAAAUGCAUUGGCAUCACCAUCUAAGUCUACGUCAUAUAAACCAACCAAACCAAUUGAAUCUCAACAAAUUGAGUCGACAACUAUUAUCAAUAAUAAGCCUUUAAGACCAGUUCCCAUAAGACCGGCACCACUACCACCACACAAAACAAGUGAUAAUGAAAGCGUAGACUUAACUCAUAAUCAAAGCUUUGAUUUACCGCCGCCUUCAAUGCCGGCACCAUCUCUUCCAACAAAUGAUUCCGAUUUUGACAACAAUGUCAUCAGUUGUCCACCAAAAGAGUAUCCACCUCCACCGCCGCCACGUGUUGAUUCAUUUCAAGACAACGUAGAGGAACCGCCACUUUCACCAGUUCUUUUAGGACUACCUCUCGCUCCUCCAAUUCCACAGACGAUCGAAGAGCCGCCACCGAUACCAUUGAGACCUAAUUCGGCAACUAAUAUGGAAUCAGCCAAUGAAUCGGGUGUACAGACAAAUCCGCCUCCAAUACCGGCCCGAACUAUAACCAAACCACCGAUUAUUCCUCCCCGACGUUUGGCGCAAUGAAUUACACAUUACAUAUCUAGUCAUUAAAUUUGACUGACAUUAAAGUUAAUAUUAAUAUUGUUUAAGAUUUUAAUGAUAUAUCUCUAUAAUUGUUUGGUCACAACUUUUU